AGUUUCAUGCUCAGCCUCGAUAAUGUGCCACUCAUUGCAAUCUCCUAGGUUGAUAGCAAAACCUUUGUGAAGGAAAACCCACGUAAAUGCAUCCCUACAUCAUUAAUCAAUGUUCUGAGCCCACCUUUUCCCAAUGGGGAGCGUGAAGGCCUGCAGUUCAUUCAGUCAUGACUGUGAUAGUUUGGCAGUGAGCCUUAACUAUGACCUGCGAGGGCUGUGUUAUUGUUUAUUUGUGUAUUAGUAUAUUUGACAAGGCCAAUGCACAUUCACAACAUUACUUUAAAUAUGCCAGAGUCAGCCAAUCAGCUAGUUUUAAUCAGUAAUCCCUGGGUUCUUAAGAGAAGAGCAUAUCCAUCCAUCCACAUCCAUCCAUCCAUUUUCUGCUGCUUAUUUGGGUCUGGGUCUUGUCUUAAAAGAAGAGCACAUGUAAAGAUAGAAUGUUUUUGACUACAGUAUAAUACAAAAAAGUCCUCAUAUCCCAUUCAUGUGCCUCAUAUUCUGCUCAGACAUGUGUAUUUGUAACCCAGUAAACAGUAAGACAGCAGCCACUUGAUCUAUCUGUAGCAGCCCAGUUUCCAGCCUCCCAAAAUGAGCUCUAACCAUCUUUUAAUAGCUUAACUUGUAAUGCGGAUGCUGAAGGUUCCAGCCCCCAGUGGGUUUUCCCAUGACCCUGUGCUACGUGCUAAAACUCCAAGAAGGUCAGGGGUCAAUGUGCUGAGCGCGUUCCUGCAAUAGAAUGGCCAUUCCCAGCAGCAGAGCAUACGCCCCCCUCCGCCCAGCCCCCUCCGUCUGUGUCAGCCGCUGAGCAAACAGCAAGUUUUACUGCUUAUGCUUGAGAAGAGUAAAGAUCACAGUCUGUGCACUCCCUCUGCUUUCUGUUGGCCUCACAUCACCCCCCCCCCCAACGUGUGAUUCAUCACUCAGGCACCGAAAAAGACGUUUCCCCUUUAAAUUAGCCGGAAAUGUUUCUCCAGAAUAAGCAGAUGCGGCCAGAGGAAUAUCGUGUCGCCUUGAUGGUGGGAGGGCAAAGGGAUGAGUCAGGCUGUCUGCACUGUGAUCAGUGGGAGGCUGAGCUGCCUUCUCUGUGGUCCUUGACCUCUCUUUCACUCCGGAGUUGACAUCGCCUUGCAAAGUCUAACACAGCACAGCCUAGACGGAUUCCACAAUUCAAACUGGACCAGCACGGAAUCCAGCUUUACUCUGUCCACAGCAGCACAGCACAAGCUCCUGCAGGAAUGUUUGCAUGUUUAUAUUUUUAAUAGUGUUCUGACUUCACUGCCAUUUAGAAUCCUAAUUAAAUUCCAAGAAGACUGAAAUGCCCAUUACUGUAAAUAGAUGCACAAGGACUGAACAUUUUCUUUCACGGUUUUUUGGCAAUAUUUUAAAGAAAAUAGCAACUAAAAAUCAGGGAGCUGCGAGGGAGCAAAGACAUGGACCGGCUGUGGGUCCCUGAGGACCAGAUUGGGAAACACUGGCCAAGGAUAUGGGAGCUCCAGGUGGGGGGGAAAAUGGCUUCCUUUGGUCCAAUGGUGCUUGACAGGAGGUGCCUCCCUGACAAGUGGGGGAAACGAGGGAGGAAAGUAGGGGAGCAGAACACUGCAAAGACCCCUGCUGGGGUGACCGGCGGUGGGGCGAAACCGGCUCAGUGAAGAUGCAAAUACUAUUUUCUAUGGUGAGAAACACUUUUCCUAGCCCCUCUUUUGCAGAUUGGCAGGAAGUGUGGAUGCGUUUAGACCUAUGUGAGGGGAGAGCGAGGGAACCAUGAGCACACAGCUGGCUUCCAUUAAGACUUCUGGUCUGGGAUCAAAUCUGUAAACCAACCAUCUCCUUUGGCCAAUGGCCAUAGUUCCAGGCAGAUUAAUUUCACUCUCUACACUAGUGACUCGUGAAUCUGUCCCAGUAGACGCUGAGCCCCACUUGGGCCGCUGGAUCAUAAUCAUUUCGAGCGUGAGCCUAGCGCCGUCACAGCCUCACCAUGGAUGGACCCUGCUUUCCAAACCCCCUAGACUUUUGUGGUCUAAAAUCCAGCCUUCGGAAUCUCAGGAAAUUCAACCCAUUCUGGCAUUGUUCUAUAGAACAUUUCCCCAGGGCAAUGAGGUAGGCCUGCUUGUGCUUAUCAGAGGCUAAUUUAGGAAGCUUCAUCAAUGCUCUUGGGUGAUGUGUUUCUAUUUCAGACUCCAGCAGUCUCCUUACCCAUGGUGCCCAUCACCGCCUAUGUGUCACCAUGUGCAAAUUCCAACUCUGUUGCACUUUGGGAAAUAUAUUAAUCGGUGAGACGGCCCAUGCUGUAUCCAUCACUGAUAAAACAGUCCUUAUGAGCUUAAUCUGUCCCUUUGUUGCCUGGUUUCCAAAAUGCCAUGCACAGGUCACCUGUUAAUGGACAGUUUAGCAAAAUGAAAAUACUGAAAAAAUGCUUCACACCCUUACAAAAGUAAAUAAAGAUAUUAAGUUUCCACUCACAGGAAGCUGGCAUUUAAUCUGUGCCAAAUAUGUGCUGAAUGAAACAAUUAUCGAUCCGCAAUGAUGUCAAAGUUAUCAGAAAAUGAAUUCCAAAAUGUAACAAUGCUCCCCUCCUCUUCCUGAAAUAUGGUUACACCACUGGCGCAGACCAAUUCUGUAUUCAUUGGGGCAUUUGUUGCCUUUUUUUCUCUCCAUGUCAGUAAGGGGGGAGGGGGCCCAGUGUUUAUUGAAAAUCCAGCCUGGAGCAUUUCCUGUGUGCAUGACGAGUACUGGCUCUUUCACAGGGGACUUCCUGGUUGCCAGAUUUUGUUCCUUGUUUUUUUCCAAACUGACGAACAAGACGGAAGAGGGGAAUUCAAACUGGGUACGUCCCCACGAGCCUGGGUGUGACAGCUUGCAUGCAUGUGUUUGUGUCCAUGUAGGGACUGCGUCUAUCUGUGUUUGUAUCUAUGCUUGGGUCCAGUGCCUUAUCCUCCAGCACUGCAACGUUGCACUGAUCAUCUGACAUCAUGAACUGAUAUGAGAAGCUCAUUCUUCCUGAAGGCUGUGAACUAGCACACUUUCUGGGUAGAAGGUCACUUUGGUUUUCAACUCCAACCAUAGUCACUUCUAGAUAUAUCCUGAGGUCUUGCCUUGAGGAAAUCUACUCUCUGUGUAAAAUCACCAGGAGACCAGUAUAUUCUGAAAUGGGCUUCUCCCUAUCCUCUUGUCUAGACCAAUGGGUUUGAACGGGUGAUGAUCAAGAUUUCCAAAUCUAAGCUUCAUGAAUCACUAAUGGUAUUUUUUGAGCACAGGUUUGCUUUUGGGCAUGCUUUGAGCCAUUUUUUAAACAGACAGCACCAUCUAGUGGGGUCAGAAAAUAAAGCAAAUGGUUCAAGAAGCGUCAUUUUGGCCAUCACUAGUCAAAAUUAUAAUCCACUGUAAAUAAUGUCAGAAAUGUCCCCCUCGUCUGUCAGAUUGAAAAAUAACCCCCAGCAGAAAAAAUUGCUCUAGUCUAUCUUCACCUGGGGAGUCCCUGGUUCACAGUUAGUAAUUCAUGACAAUAGCUAAUAAAUAUUUUUUAAAAUGGUCUUCUUUUUCAAAUCGAAUUCUUAUUGAAUCUUUCAGUCAUUUUAGAAGAUGCAGUGGUGCAAAAAAAUUGUGCUCCGUUAUGUAGAGUGUCUGCGGGCUUUUGUGUAUGAGGAGGUGUGACAUCUGGCUCUAUGUGAUUUGGCGAGACCUGUCGUCCUUACACUCCCUACUGCUUGUCGUCUACCCGGUGGGGCACCUUCUUUGGUGUUGAUGCACACUGCCCUCCCCAGCACAAUUAAAUGAUAAUCUGAUAAGCUGUCAUCCACGUGUCCAGCAUCCAGGGUGCCACUAGAGAUUCUGGACCCCAUGAAAGCAUAACCAACUAUGUUCUGAAUUUUUUAGGGCUCCUGUUACUCAGGGGCCCUUGAAAUCAUCCCCCCGCCCCUUUACCGCGCCCCUGCCUAGCAUGCCAAUUCCGAUUGCACAUCACGCUGGGAAUUAUUUUGUUCCGGGGCACCUAAUUAACGUAAAGGACGUUUUGUUCAUUUUUUUAAGAGUAACAGAGAGGUUUGAUAAUCAGCGCGCCCUUCCAAUAAAUUCUUCUUUUUGUGCUCAAAAAAUGUGUUAAUCAGUAAAACUGCUAUGGUAAACUCGUCAGGGGAAACGAGUGAACAAUCUGUUUCCAAUCGUCAGGUUGAGCCCGUCGGUUGUGCUGUCAGCCAAAAGGAAGCGAGCGCGUUUUUAUUUUUAAAUAGACGGGAAGGAUAGUGUUGCGCUGCCCCCUAGCGCCCGUCCAAGAAAUUAAAGCGCCGCCUUGAAUUCAUCGGCGGCUGAAACGAGGCAAGAUUAUAGAUAGCAGACUUUAUUGCUGGUGUACUUUACCUGCUCAUAUUACAAGUCCAGCAGCAGCUCACUGCAUUGCUUCCGUCAGCUUUUCCCGGAAUGAAGUUGUUAAAUGUACAUCAGACUGCUGUGUUCAGUAUUUCAUAACGAGAUGUUGCAGAAGUCAGGGGACACGAAAUACGCAAGAUGUAAUGUCCGGGGGUGUGUGUAUACAGUAUAUAUAGUGUAAACGCAUCUGUGAUUGAAGAUUUUGCAGCUCCCUCUCGUGUCGGGCGGGGAUAAGACCUUACACAGCUACCUACGUCUGGAAAAAGUUAUUACAGUUUGUAGGUUUUCAGCCUUGAGCAAAUCGUGCUUUUUGUGUGUGGCAACCUAGGCUGACCCAUACCGGCACCACCAUGUAAAUACACCAGGCCAGGACCAAUAUUUAUUAAGUUUUCACAUAGGUGCAAUCAAGCAGUGCAAUUUAAAGAUUCGUGUGAGCUGCCUUUGCAUGGCCAGUAAUGCAGAUGGGAUUUAAUAAUAUAAUCUUCAGGUCAACCGUUCCAGGUCGGUGGCACAGUCAUACGGUUGUUACAGGGCGGCUUUGAGGGGAUUACAAGGCGCAGUCGGACCCGCAUUCACCAAGUAAAUGGCCGGCAGUCUUUGCAGGAAUAACAUCGGCUACGGUUUUGUAGCGUUGCGGUAUGUGUCAGCAUCGCCAGGCGCUCCUAAUAGCCAGCACUUCUCUAAAUAUCGUGUUAGAGUGGAAUAUUCGCUACUCUCACGAUAUAGUGAAAACUGGUGGAUCAUUGAAUAAAGGUAAUGAGUUUCAUUCUUUAUGCACUGCUUCAAUAGUUAAACUAUCUUACCAUUGCAAGAAAUGUACAUUUAGAUGAUCUUGUUGCCGUUGCAAGUAUAUCGCCUAUAGUAUACAAAUAUCUUACAAAUACGAAUACGCACAAUUGAAUUAAAAUUGAUGUCCAGACUUGUUUUUUUUUUUUUUGUUUUUAAAUGCGUCCUUAUUCCAACACAGAUUUCUGGGCACCUAAUUUACACUGAGGUUUCCAUGUAACAUCCGACGAUUGUGAAAUAAAGCGUCAUAGUUUAUGGGAAACCUAAAUAUUCUUUAGCUCCCUGCUCCCCUGCCCCUGACCCCAUUCUACAGGAACCGAGGGCCACUGGGGAGAGCUCGGUUUCCGGGUGGCGGUGACCCAUGCGAGACUGUGGGCGUGAGUCAGGCGGUGCUGUGCCAUGCUGCCGCAGCCCUGCGCAUUCCGCAGUUUUCUCGGGAUUUGGACCGGGACAGAGCGGAUAGCUAUCAGUGCCAAGGGGCCGGCGCCGCCCCGCCCUCGCCGGCUAGCGUGUGCGAAUCAGCUUUUCUUGCUCCUCCUGACUACGCUCUAUCUCCCUGAGUGCUCCUCUGCAGGCCUUUUCAGGGUAGGUGUUCUGGGGCCCUGGUUGUGUGACCCCAUGUAUGCCAAAGCACAGCCCGGCUUGGCGGCCCGGUUAGCCGCGGAGAGGAUCCGUGCCGACACCUCCCUGUCUCUGUCUGUCACCUUGGAGCCCGUCAUUCUGGAGGAGGACUGCCAGACGGCACGGGCCCUGAGCAGCUUUCUGGCUUACGGCUCCUGGGUGGCCGCCUUCGUGGGCCCCUCGAACCCUGGCUACUGCGAGACAGCAUCCCUGCUGGGUCACAGCUGGAACAAGGCCAUGUUCUCCUGGGCCUGCGUUGGACCCGAGCCGGACGCCCAGGGCCGCCACCCCACCCUGGUCCGGACGCUGCCCUCGGCGGUAGCCGUGCUGCUUGGCUUCCUGCGGCACUUUCGUUGGGCGCAUGUAGCCGUCCUGUCGUCAGUAGAGGAAGGCUGGGCGGAGACGGCCAUCCAGCUGGCCGGGGCGAUACGUGGCCACGGGCUUCCAGUGCGGAUGGUCUCCUCUGUGGGCAGUGACCCCACCAGCAUGCGCCGUGCCCUGACUGAGGUCAGGAGAGCAGAGGGUCUGCGUGUGGUGUUGCUCUGCAUGCACUCUGCAUUGAUUGGCGGAGCCACGCAGAAGCUGCUGCUGGAGAUGGCUCACGACAUGCGGAUGACAGGUGGGCCGCUGGUGUUCAUGCCCUAUGACACGCUGCUGUACGGCCUGCCCUACCGCGACAUGCACUACCGUGCCCUGCAUGACAGCAGGAAGCUCCUACGGGCGUAUGAUGCUGUGCUCACCAUCACCGUGGAGACCAGGGACGUCUCCUUCUACCAGGCCUACCAGGAGGCUGUGGAUGGUGGCGAACUUCCUGUCCUGGUGGCAGGCCAUCAGGUAUCUCCUCUAUUUGGCACCAUCUACGACUCCAUCAUGCUCCUGGCUCACUCCUUGCACAGUCUACAGCGCUCAGGGGAAUGGCCUUCAGGGGGCAACCUGGCGCGCCACACACACAACCUGACCUUCCUUGGCUUCAGCCAUCCCAUCCGCAUAAGUGACUCUGGCGCCGCCCUGCUGGACUAUGUGGUACUGGACACAGAUGGGCGCUCCUGGGAACUCUAUCCCACGCAUCGCUUGGACAUGGAGGCCAACUCGGUUAGGUUCCUGGGCCGAGCAAUUCACUUCCCUCAUGGAGUCUCCCCUGAGACUGACUCCAGUUGCUGGUUUACAGUUGGUGUUAUCUGUUCUGGAGGUGUGGAACCUUUUUUGGGGGUCAUUUUGUGUGCGACAGUCCUCCUGAUGGCUUUCUGCUUACUGGGACUUACCUACAGCAUAAGGCGGCACGUCGGCCAGUUCAAAAGGCUCAGGGGUCCCGACAAGGUUUCGCUGCGGCUGGAAGACCUCACGUUCAUCAGCCCGUUGCUAAGCAACAGAAAGAGCCGGGGCAACAGCAGGGCUAGUGAAAUUCAGACGAGCGUGUCUGAAGCAGAACGGAGUCUGAGGUCCCCAUAUUCCACUGCCAGCCAUUCCCCGGCCACCCUGGACAACUCUAAUAUUGCCAUCUAUGAGGGGGACUGGACAUGGUUAAAAAGGCUGCCUAAUGGAAAUUUCGGUGACAUCAACCCAGCAACAAGUGAUGUCUUUGAGCUGAUGAAGGACAUCCGGCAUGAGAACAUCAACCCAUUCAUAGGAUUCUUCCAUGACUGUGGCAUCUUUGCCAUUGUGACCGAGUUCUGUUCCCGGGGAAGCUUGGAGGACCUUCUCUAUGCGGAUGAAAUUAAUCUGGACUGGAUGUUCAUCUCAUCACUCAUGCUAGAUCUCAUCAAGGGCAUGAGGUACCUGCAUCACAGGGGAAUGUGUCAUGGCCGGCUCAAGUCGCGCAACUGCGUGGUAGAUGGACGCUUCGUGCUGAAGGUGACCGACUAUGGCUGCCGUCAGGUGCUGGAGUCACAACGGUUUCCCUACAUGGAUCCACCUGCAGAGGAGCUGCUGUGGACGGCCCCAGAGAUCCUACGGGGCCCGACCCCGGGCCUGACCAGCUCCAAGCAAGGCGACGUCUACAGCUUCUCCAUCAUCCUGCAGGAGGUGGUGAUGCGUGGGCCCCCGUUCUGCAUGCUGGAUCAAUCUGCCCAAGACAUCAUCCAGCAGCUCCGUAAGCCGCCACCCCUGUGCCGGCCCAUGGUCCUAUCAGACUCCACCCCCUCCGAGUGCAUUAAGCUCAUGGAGCAGUGCUGGGUUGAGCAGCCCGAUCGGAGACCCACUUUUGACCAGAUCUUCAAGCAGUUCAAAAACAUCAACAAAGGGAAGAAGAUCAACAUCAUCGACUCCAUGCUACGCAUGCUGGAGCGGUACUCCAGCAACCUGGAGGAGCUGAUCCGGGAACGGACGGAGGAGCUGGAGGUGGAGAAGCACAGGACGGAGAAGCUGCUCACUCAGAUGCUUCCACCGUCCGUGGCAAAGGCCCUGAAACUGGGCUGCACGGUGGAGCCAGAGUGCUUCGAUAACGUGACGGUGUACUUCAGCGACAUCGUGGGCUUCACUGCCAUCUCCGCCAGCUGUGAGCCCAUGGAGGUGGUGAAUUUGCUCAACGAUCUGUACACUUUGUUCGACGCUGUCAUUGAGAACCACGACGUCUACAAGGUGGAGACCAUCGGUGACGCCUAUAUGGUGGCAUCGGGGUUGCCCGUUCGUAACGGCAACCGGCAUGCGGCCGAGAUCGCCAACAUGGCCCUGGACAUCCUGAACGCAAUGGGCAACUUCAAGAUGAGGCACACGCCACACCCGCCGGUGUACAGCCGCAUCGGACUGCAUUCGGCGCACCGCAUCCACAUUAGCCACAGCACAGUGCAGCUCCUGCAGGAGCUGAACAGUGGGUACCGGGUACAACUGCGGGAGAUGCCUGAAGUCCUGAAGGACACGGGAUUGAAGAACACCUACUGGCUGAUCGGCAGGGACGGCUUCACUAAGCCGCUGCCCCUCCCACUCGAGGCCCGACCAGAGACAAAGGACUUCAAGUUGCUCCUCAAGAGGACGGUGAAGAGACUCUCCCACGUGAGGCACGUCACUCAAAUAACCACAGCGGACGAGGGCAACGUGAUGAUACACCACCACAGAGCCUCAAGAGCAGGAUCGAGCCAUACUGUGACGACUGGGGAUGAACAAGCCCGGGGUGGACUCGUGUGACAGAGUUUGGACAGAGAAAACGACCGACCACUGCACGCCUGCUUUUGGGUUGAGUUGUGGGUGGAAUUAUCUAGAAUACUCAAGGCAGCUUGCCAGCAGAGACUGGAAAUGAAGGGAGAAGCAGAGUACCGGCUGAGAUUAGAUGCUCCUGUUCAUUAUGAAUCACCUUGCAGGAUGAUGUGGUAAUUUAGAGGAAGGUGGGGUGCAUUACUCAGACCUGGGGGGGUCGGCCUAACUUUCAGAAAACAAAGCCGGCCGUGUCUGUUCCUGCAGCAGAGCACAUCCUGUUGGGAGUGUCCUCGCUACAGUUCUUACCUCUGAAACACCUCAGGCUCACCUGUGGUUUUUAGUUCUGGACCUCAGAUAAACACAAGGCCUGUAGGCACAGCAACAUGUGUGUCUGUGUGAAUUAUGUACUGCUGUUAUCUUUAUUCAUUUUAUAAACACAAGUGGGUGUGUGCGUGUAUUAUAUACAUAUAUUUCAUGUACUGUACAUAUAAUAUUUUAAACAGAACAUAGCCUGUAUUUGUCAGGCAUUCACACGACUAAUGGACAAAAUGAGUUCUGCUUUGGAUCACACUGAUGUGAAAGUCUUGUUUAUUUAGCUGGUAAAGAAUCAGUUUUUUUCCCAUUUAAUAUAUGUACUGUAUAUUUUUGACAUUUCA
Molecule: messenger RNA, 9554 nt
Organism: Paramormyrops kingsleyae
Lineage: Eukaryota; Metazoa; Chordata; Actinopteri; Osteoglossiformes; Mormyridae
Gene: gc2
Product: guanylyl cyclase 2
Biological process (GO): intracellular signal transduction; protein phosphorylation; receptor guanylyl cyclase signaling pathway
Cellular component (GO): plasma membrane
Molecular function (GO): ATP binding; protein kinase activity; adenylate cyclase activity
Source: RefSeq, a predicted model, not a curated record